AUGGAGCCCCGUUGCGGCACGCGCGUGGCGCGGUGCUCGCCCGCGCUCGUCCGCGCUCUCUCGCCCUUUGGCCCCCCCCUGCCCCGGCCCCCAGUCCCUCUGGCCCCGUUGGCCGUGCGUAGGUCGCGCGGGCAUUGUCCAGCCGAUGGCUGCGAAGGCGAGGUGUGCACACCUUGUAACACUCCUGCAACACCACCAAAUUUCCCUGAUGCUCUGCUGGCAUUCUCGAGGAUGUCCACAGGAGGAGACAAGCUGAGCUCUUCGCCGUCAGGGAUAUUCUCCACAUCACCCAACCAGAACAGUCAAUGCUUGCAACAGCCACUUCAGGCUCAGCCAAUGCAACAGCAGCAACAACAACAACAGCAGCAGCAACAGCAGCAGCAGCAGCAGCACGUGCUUUGUCAGUCACCUGGUCAGCAACAAACAAAUGUUGGUUUUGGCUCUGGUUUCGGCAUUGAACUGCAGAGAUAAGCUCAGCUCAUGACCUCCUGAGGGAGGCAUUUUCUUGUGGUGAUAGUUUGCCACAAAGUGGAAAUAUUCAUCUUUUGUUUCUUUCGGUAUAAAGAAAGACCCCACAAAUAUUAUCCCUUAUUCAGGGAUCAUUUUAGUACAAGAAAAAUGAGGGAAGCCAUGUUUUGUUGAGGGAAUAUCAGAUGGUGAUUGGCGACAUUGUCCCUUAUUCUUAAUUAUGUCUCUUUUAGAUAAGAGCAACACUUAUGUUGCAUUAAUUUGUUAAGUAAAAAAUUCAGUCAAAUCGAUUAUAAUUAGACAAUAAUAGUCACAGUAGUAUGUUGAGUGUGUUAAUGCGUGGGAGUGUAUGAAUGUAUAAAAGUCUUAAAGCGCUUAUCUAUGAUUAGAGAUAACUCUAAAUAUCAUAGACGAACUACCACAUAAUGUAAGAUUGGAUUGAUAACUACAUUUGAUAACAUAAUUUGAAUAAUGUUUGUGUAUGCAUGGAUUAAGAGGAAUGAAGCAGUAGGCAUGUAGCAUCUCAGAGAAAUUCUGAAGUUGUCCAUAUCCCAUUUCCUCUUUACUGAUAUUGGUGUAUUGUAUCCAUUUGGUCCAUUCAUAUUGGUGGACCUCUUGACACAUUGCCUCUGACUGUAAUUUUUGACUGUGGGUGUAUCAAUCUCUUAAAAAGCCAUUACAAAAAUAGCAACUCAAAAAAAAUGUUUGUUAUCUAUUCUUAAUUCCUUGCUGUGGUUAUUGUGCAAGAAAGGUGCUUAUAUAACUUCUAUGGGAUAAUAGUAAUGGCUAUGAUAGAAAUCAUGGAAGACUUAAUAUGCUGUAUACCAUAGGUGUCACAAUGCCUGAUUAGUUAAGAAAGGUAUGAUGUAAAUAUGUAUAAAUUAUAAAGUCUAACCAUAAUGUUUAUAUUAUAUGUGUUUAAUGUUAGAACUGCUUAGUUUCAUUUCCUUUAACACAUUCAGAAUUGUAGAUAUCUGGCUAUGAUUCCAAAGAAUGGAGAGUUGCCCCUUCUUGUGCAAAUUCCUUCUUUUAUGGUCUCUGUUCUAUAGCAUUAUACAGUCUCUGUCACAUAUUGUUGAAGUUUGAUAAUUCAUGUUCCUAAAAACUGAUGAUGUCAGUAUACUUUGUGAUUGUAAAACCAAUUACCUGAAGAAAAUGCCAUUCUGUGAAAAUGUUUGCAAUCAUUACCGAGGAUGGAUGAGGACACCUGUGUGAGGUUUGGAAAGAAUGUGUUUACUAUUUCUGAAUUGCACAAUUUUAAAUUCUCAAUCCCUUUUCAUUAUGAGACAAAUUUUUAUCUCUUAGCUAACAUGUUUUAUUCUGAUAAUAAAAGUAACAAACCAAUUGAACACUCAGAAAGAUGGAUAAGAGUGUGUGAGAGUAUGGACUGAUUGCUUAGUGGAACUUGAGAAUUUUUGUGCAUUUGGUUAACAGCAUUUGAAAGGAAGUUCCCUAGUCUCUGGCUAAACCUUUACAGAAAAUUUCUUAUAAAAUAAAAAUAAAAAAUAAAUAAAAUACUUAAACUGUAUUCAAAUUCAUUGGAACUGAAGCAGUAAACUGAUGGUUAUUGAACCUGCAAAUCUGCAAAAGUCAGGAAUUCAUAAAUUUAAAGUCGUGAUUGCUUUAUUGUAUGAAGAAAGAACAUGACAAAUACAAACAUCUUCAUUUUUUUUAUUACUGAGAAAUGUUAGAAAGAGCAUCUCUUUCACUGUUUUUGUUUUUAAAACUUUGAGAUGGUUGGUCGUAUUAGUAAAUUUCCUUUGGUAUACUUGAAUUUUUGUGUAGGUCAUAUUAUUAAUGAACAUUAUGUAAUUUCUUUCCAAUCAAUGAUAGGCAAUUUUUCUGAUAUUUAUUUUAUUUAUUUGUAGAUUUAUUCUUCAUUUUGCUAUUUUAUCAUGUGAUGAGGACUUUCCUUGCAUCAAGUGGCACUUGCCAUCAGUGUCUGUGGCAGUUGUGCAGUAGUGUUAUAAGUCCUUGAACUGUUUUCUAUGUUUCUAGUUUUUGUGUGUACAAUUGUAAUAAGACUAAAAAGAAUGGUAAAUACCAUUAUGCUUCUUUACAAGUAUUUUUUCAAUAUAUGAGUGUGCACUCGCCAAAAAAGUUUUGCAUAAAAUUUAUGCUUCUUAAGGUUACAAGAGUAUUUAUAUGAUUUGAUGUAAUGUACCUCGUUCUUAAAUUUACAAAAGGAAAUAUAAGAUAUUUGAAAUUUAUUGUAAUGUAAAAUCAAUUACCUUGCACUCGUGGAUUUUAAAUAUGAAAUUCAAGGACUAUAAAAGCUGAUUUUUUUUUCUCACUGAGUAUAAAAAUUUGGCAUUAUGACAUUUGACACAUACCUGAUACAAAUUUUCAGCCAUGUUUUUAGAGAUCAAUUCAUGAUGAAAUGUUUAAUGUUUACAAAAGAGACAUCCUAAAAUAAUUUUGUAUCCUUUACAUUCAGGAAUUAAGCAAACUAGUAAUUUUUGUAGUGAUUUAUGUAAUAACUGAUAUCUCUUAAAAUAUGUCUCCAGAAUAUGCAAAACUUUUGUGCAAAACUAUUGUUAUUGAGUGUUUUGCAGACUGAUAAACAGGAGCAGAAGUGCAAGAAAGUCUUAUUGAAAAACUUAAUAAAUAGGAAUUAUUAAAGUUAUUUAUUUCAACCCAUUAUCUUUUGUGAAAGCUUAGAAAUAUAGAUAUCAUUUUGUUAUCGUGACACUAAUAGUUAAUCAUGUAAUACUAAAGUAUAUUCAAGGUAGCCCUAUAUUAUGUUCAGCAAUUUCCUCUUCUUCAUAUAAUAAAUUUGAAACCUUGUGAUAUCAGUAUUUGGUAUAGUUGUUUAGUUUUAAUUGACAUUAAAUUUGUUUUCAGUGGGCUAUAGCUCAUACAAUUUAAUAAAUCUGUAACUGCAGAAAAGAAAAAUCAAUAUUUUUGUUUGUUAAUAUUUUUUCACUUGGAUGUGCUCACUUUUAUUUUUGCUGUACUCGGUAGAAAAGCAAAUGAAUACAAUUAUUCCAUUCAUGUAAAUUAGGUAGGAUUAUUAUUGAAGUCAAAAUUCUUAAAAAUAACGAUGAUAUUAUUCAAGACACUGUAUACAUCAUAUGUAAUGUUUUAAAAUUGCUUUGAAGUAUGAUAAUUCAAAAACAGUGGACCAAUAUAAAGGAAAUGGUUACUUUUAUUUUGUAUUUCAUGGUAUGUGAAUGAGAAAACCCAUAUCAUGGGAAUGCUGUGUAAAUGCAUAAAUUAAUUGAUGGAAUUUGUAUACUUGAUCUGUCUAGAAUAUAAGUAUUGUGAAAUAUUUAAAAAAUCUAAAAAUAUUGUGUGUACACCCAUGUUCAUUAGCAGUAAAACCAUAUUUAAAUUCUUGUAAGAGAAGAUCGAUCAAAAAGUAUCAAAUCAUUUACUACACAUCGCAAAAGCCAUCAAUUUUGUGUUUUGUUUUUAAUUUUGUAAUAUAUUUAUUUUUUUCAAUUGUAGAUGUUGAGUAGCGAUUUGCUUUGUGAUCAUUUCUUAUCUCAUUCCGUGAAAUGCAAAAUACAGAUAUGUUGCUCAGCAGGACACAGAAUUUUGUUCAAUAUUUCAAGUAUGAAUAUCUAGAUGUAAUGAUGUGUACCCUGAUGCUAAAAUGGCAUUGGAUUUGCCAAAGAUAGUUACGGUGUUAUGUUCUUUUCAUGAAUUGUGGCAAAAUGAAAUUUUCGACCAAUGUACUUUACUUCACAAGUAUUUGGCCAUUUAAUUGGUGCUGUGCCCUAAAAAGAG
Gryllus bimaculatus (two-spotted cricket) is the source of this 4200-nucleotide messenger RNA. Lineage: Eukaryota; Metazoa; Arthropoda; Insecta; Orthoptera; Gryllidae. The record is from the annotation of a GenBank genome assembly.